This is a messenger RNA of Periophthalmus magnuspinnatus, 4306 nucleotides long. It is a transcript of the gene tbc1d17, whose product is annotated as TBC1 domain family, member 17. The transcript has 17 exons. Lineage: Eukaryota; Metazoa; Chordata; Actinopteri; Gobiiformes; Gobiidae. The record is from RefSeq and is a predicted model, not a curated record. Bases 98 to 1927 code for a protein of 609 amino acids. Gene Ontology annotation, molecular function: GTPase activator activity. Gene Ontology annotation, biological process: activation of GTPase activity.
GAUUGGCUGCGGGGUCGUGACGUAGAGGGGGCGUUCCUCGGAGUAGGAAGUAUGACGUAACAUUUGUUUUGGAAAAGCAGAGACAGAAGCGACGAAAAUGGCCGAAAAAGCGCCUGAUUUCAAGCUCAUAUUUGAGAAGGAGGGAGUUUAUCUUCACACAAACGCCAAAAAGAGCAACCUGGACACGAGCAUCCCAGGGUUCAUCCGGAUUGUGGAGCGUGCUGGGAUCCCUGCAUUAGAGUGGAGUCCAGUGGAAGACGAGGCAUGCAACGCUCCUGCCGUGCUCUUCAGCAAGAAGGAUGGAGAGGGGGGCCUGGAGGACACGCACUUUGAGCCCGGAUAUGAGCCAGACUGGGCCGUGAUCAGCACCGUGAAGAAGAACAGAGAACCGACCCCCACCAAGGCAUCGGGCGAGUGGGCCUUCUCCCUCCCCCUCUCAGAGCUCUACUCUCUACGCCGUGCUCGCUUCUCAUUGGGCAGAAACUUCCUUGUUCUGACUAGUAGGGGGGGCCAUCCUCUGCCUCCGUUGCACUUCCACAGAGGGGGCACCAGAGAGCUGCUGAGGGCUAUGCACCGCUACGUCAUCCUGGACCCGUCUCCGGUGGACGCACGGCUGUUUUUGGCUUUUCCAAAUGAUUCAGGCGACACCUCUCCUUCGUUCGACCGACUUCAGCUCCUCGACGACGGUUCCGAUCUUGUCCAGAGGUUCAUCCAUGAUCCAUACGCAACGACGUUUGGAGGAUUUUCCAAAGUCACAAACUUUUUCCGCGCAGCGAUCAAACCUCCGCAGAUGCUUCACCACAGAGGAGCCCAUGAUCCAGCGCACCCUGGUGGUCAGGAGGAGGAGCCUGAGUUUGAGCUCAUCACAUGUGGCGUGGAGCUGGGGCCGCAGCCUCAGGUGACCCGGGGCCAACCUCUGGACCGAUGGGACGACCUGCUAGACUCUGAGGGUCGAGUGAUGCAGCCCGAGAGGAUCAAAGAGAUGGUGUUUAGAGGGGGCAUCUCUCCACCGCUGAGGAAGGAGCUGUGGAAGUUCAUGUUGGGUUUUUACCCUUGGAGCAGCACACAUUCAGAGAGAGAAGAGAUCCUCAGAGUCAAAACAGACGAGUAUUUCCGGAUGAAGGUUCAGUGGAAGUCAGUGAGCGAGGAGCAGGAGAUGAGGAACUCCCUGCUGCGCGGAUACAGGAACCUGAUUGAGCGUGACGUGAACCGGACAGACAGAAACAACACGUUUUUCUCAGGCAACGAUAAUCCAGGACUCACCCUGCUCCACGACGUCCUCAUGACCUACUGCAUGUACAACUUCGACCUCGGUUAUGUCCAGGGCAUGAGUGACCUGUUGGCUCCGCUGCUGUUUGUGACUCAGAACGAGGUGGAGUCUUUCUGGUGUCUGACCGGCUUCAUGGACCUCGUGCACCUGAACUUUGAGGAGUCUCAGGAGGCCAUGAAGAAACAGCUUCUACAGCUGAGUCUACUGCUACGAGCGCUCGACCCAGAGCUCUGUGACUUCCUCGACUCUCAGGACAGCGGCUCUCUCUGCUUUUGUUUCCGGUGGCUGCUCAUCUGGUUUAAGAGAGAGUUCUCUUUUGAGGACAUCCUGACCCUGUGGGAGGUGCUGUGGACCCGUCUGCCCUGUGAGAACUUCCACCUCCUCGUGGCCUGUUCCAUCCUGGAGUCUCAGAGAGGAGAGUUGAUCGGGUCGGACCACGACUUCAACACCAUCCUCAAACACAUAAACGAGCUGACCAUGAAGCUGGAUCUGCAGUCUGUUCUGCGUGGAGCUGAGGCCAUUUACCUGCAGCUAUUGUCAUGCAAGGAGUUACCGGUGAGGGUUCAGGAGGUCCUUGGUUUAUGUGUCCCCGCUCCAAGUUCUGACAGUAGCCCUGAGUCCCAGAGCAGUGAGAGCGACCGCCUCCUCCAACAGUAACUACCACGACGACAACUCCCCCAACGUCAACUCCACAAAAAUAAAUGCCCAAAAUUAACUACCCCAACGACAACUCCCCCAACGACGAAUACUCCCCAAAAAUAACUCCCCCAACGUCAACUCCCCAAAAAUAAAUGCCCAAAAUUAACUACCCCAACGACAACUCCUCAAAAAUAACUCCAACAAUAACUCCCCGAAAAUAACCCCUCCUAUAUUAAUUCCACCAACAACCACGCCCCCAAAAAUAACUCCCCAACAACAACUCCCCUGACAACUCCUCCUUCAGCUAUUGAUACUUUGCGGCUGAUGUCAUCAACAUUCCUUUGGGGUGUGAUGCUAACUGUAGGCACUGCUCUGUCUGAACCUCUGUUACUUCUAAUCUGAGCUUUGUUUUAACAUAAUCUGAUUUAGCUGAACUGAACUACAACAGGUGAUCUUAUUUGUGCUGUUAAACAAGUCCCUCUCACAUAACACUACAAUCACAAGCUAGCUAGCAUUAGCCAACACUUUUUCAGUUAGCCACUCUCACAGUUUUGUUGAAAAUUGAAAUGUUUAAAUCCAGUUUGUAUUUUAUUGAGUUUUCAGACUUUUGUUGCUGGCAGUGUUUGCUAAUGUGUGCAUCGUGUCACCGUGGUUACUGCCGAACGUUCUGCCAUAGACAUACAUGCAGAACACCACCAGUGCGAUAUCAGUGCAAAGUAUCAAUAAGUCCUCUGACUAUAACUCCCUUACAAAAAAAAAAAACUCCCAGUCCUGAGACCUAAAGUGCAAACACUAAAAAAAAUAAACGGAUUCAACAUGGUGGAAAUAUUCAAAUAGGUUGUGUUCACGUGACAUCGGCUCACUGUAGAAUUAAUGUCCCUGUAAUGUCAUUAAUGUCGCUAUAAUGCCGCAUUCUAGAUGGUCGUGAACGCAACCUAUUAAAGUCCAAAGCCAUAUGAAAAAAACUGUUCAAACAAGUUUAAUACGACUGCAGUAACAAAAUAUACCUUAAUUUAACUUUUAGAUAUCCAUCGGUUACAUAGUGAUAAAAAGACUGCACCGUCACCAUAGCAAUUAUCAACUCAAAACAAAAUAUUAUAUCUAUUGAAUGGUGAAAAGUCCUCAAAAUGGCGCCUAUCGACAGGAAGCAGAUACCCAUGAAUAUUUACUUUCUUGUUAACAAUUUGAUAUGAGAAAUUUUACAGCUUUAUCCUUUAUUUAAAACUAUAGUGUGUAACUUUCUGAAGGUGAAAAGUGAACUGUGUGAUUCCAUGGAAAUACAAAGUUAAAAUCAUACUGCGAAACAUUCUACAUGGAGAUAGAUAUGUUUUAUGGCAUACUGUGGAAUAUUAUAGCCAUAGGAACAACAAUUCCGUGGAAACAAGAAACAAGUCCCUUGUCCAGGACAAAAAAAGUCAGGUUUGUGGAGAUGCAAGCCCUCUCGGACUAAGGAUGCAUGUUUUUAUUUGUUUUUCGGUUAAAUACAAACAUCUGUAAUGAAAAAAACAUUAUUUAUUUUUGUUUAUUUUUUUGGUAAAAAUUUCUCUACUGUGGCUUUACAUUCAAAUAAAGAAAAUAUAUUUUAAAUCAAAAAACAAAAUCUUAAACCAGCCCUGUUGGGCUUUUGUCGCUCUAUAGUUCUAAUCUCUGACCCCCGUGGAUCAUUAUGUUAUAAUGUGUACAUUUUAAAUCACAAUAAUCAUCUAAAACAACUUAAUAAACGAAACAAGCCCGCUGACUUCUUUUUUACAAAACUGUGGUUCUUAAUGGCUGCUGACAUCGCUGUAAAAAUCGCUGACAUGGCGUCUUGAAAAUAAGAGAUUAAAUAUUACUCAAACAUGAAUCACUCCAAAUACAACUUCAGAUGUUCAAUGAGAAGAAACGACUAGAACAUGGUUAAAAGAGCAGUGAAAAGAACAGUUUGCAGAAUUAAUUUCAAAACUGCUCAAGCCUCGAUAUAUUUUCUUAAUGCGAGUCAUUUUAACACUUGUAAAUUGCACUAUUCUGUUGUGAAAUUUGAAAUGAAAUGUUUGCUGAUGAUUCCAAACUCACUGUGUAACUAAAGGACUCAAUGAAGACGAAUGAAGACUGUUGUUCCUGCAGACACAGCCAGGGGGCGCUGUUUCUCUGUCCUGUUUAAGUGUCUUUCCUUAUAAACUUUGUAUGGGACCCUUUUGAAGCUGCUACUGUCCCUCUCCUCCUUGUUAUGUAAAGGUUAUCUGUUUGUGUAUUUUAGUUUCAGUUUUGGUUUGAAAAAAGGGAUUUAAGACGUGUGUGCGGUCAUUCCUAUGCAAACAUGUGCAUGCUUUUCUUAUAUUACUCCAAAGCUAAAGGUGUUUGAUUUUAACCUUUGUGAUAAUCUCAAAAAGACAGGUCACACUGAAUAAACUGUUACUC